Messenger RNA from Mytilus trossulus (common blue mussel), 2185 nucleotides. Its product is annotated as E3 ubiquitin-protein ligase TRIM56-like. The record is from RefSeq and is a predicted model, not a curated record. The transcript is spliced from 2 exons. Gene Ontology annotation, molecular function: ubiquitin protein ligase activity; zinc ion binding. Gene Ontology annotation, biological process: protein monoubiquitination. Bases 101 to 2059 code for a protein of 652 amino acids. NCBI's taxonomy places the organism in Eukaryota, Metazoa, Mollusca, Bivalvia, Mytilida, Mytilidae.
GGUAAAUAGUCAAAAUAUUAGAAUUCACUGAUAAGUUUAUGCUGAGUACUACAGUUUGAUAUCGGUACUCAAACUUUGAAAGCAGUAGAAGGGGAUUUCAAUGUCUGGGGCAGUAGGAAAUCCUGACUCUCCACCCGGAGACAUUGUCUGCAAUGUAUGUAACAAUGUUUUCCAAAAACCACGGAUGCUACCAUGUCUUCAUUCCAUGUGUUUUGAUUGUCUACAGAGAAUACUAGACACAAACAAAACUGCCGAUACCAUCGAAUGUUCCACUUGUGAAGAGACAAUCGAGAUAUCAGCCCAUGAUGCUAAAGAAUUUCCUUCCAACGAAUAUCUUAUUACAAUUAUUGAUGUAUAUUUUUCCAGACACGGAGGGGACAAAAACUGUGCUAUUUGUGAUUUACGAAGCAAGAAAAUACAAGCCAAAUUUAAAUGCGUUGACUGUGAAGAUUUUCUUUGCGAGGCGUGCGGUGGCGCUCAUUCAUCGACAAGACUGACUAUUGAACAUAGUGUAUUGUCGUUAGACGAGUUGGCACGUGGUUCCCAUGACGAUAUAAUCCGCGAGAAAAGAAGGAUGCAUUGUCAGUAUCACGAGAAAGAGGUUCUUGAUCAUUACUGCAAAAGCUGUAACAGACUUGUAUGUCGGGAAUGUCGACUUAAUGAUCACUUUGAUCACACGGCUGUACCAGUUAAGGAUGUGGACGAAUCCAAGCGUGGGAAAAUUUCAGAAAUAAUUUCAAGAUUAGAUAUAAAAAUUAAAGAUCUGUUUGAUUCUGAUGUUGAAUCGGAGACUGUUGUUCGCGAACUCGAUAAAUCAGAACAAACGGCGAUCGAUGAAGUAGAACAUACAUCUAAACAGUUACAAGAGAGAAUAGAAAAAGAGAAGACGGAACUGAUUGAUACUGUAAAGAAACACGUGACCACAGAAAAAGAACGUAUAAAUGGUCAAAAGGAUGAUAUAAAUCAGCGUCAUGCUCUUUUAACAUAUGGCAGCGAGUUUUGUUCUAGAGUUACUGAAAAUGGAAAAGAAGCGGAAGUCAUAUACAUGGAACCAGAGCUGUCAGGAAGGCUGCGAUAUUUGGACAGAUUACCACAACCAAAUACAACUAUACGAUGUCAAUUUCCUGAGGUAAAAUUACGAAAUCUUUAUGGUAAUGUUAAUAACAUAAAGUUCUUUGAAUUUACUCCCGGUACAACGAGUACAGUGGCAUCAAUUCUUCCACCGAAUGUUGAGGAAUCAGACAACAUUCCGAAAGUUCUGUCUUUGACUCUUAAACGACGGAUAAAUGUUUUUUUAUCCGAUGAUGAAACAUCUCCUAAAAUAACAGGAAUUUGCGUCAUCAAAAAUGAAAUUUAUGUUAGCGAUUAUGCCAAUAGGAAAAUAAAGAUAUUUUCAUUGAAAGGAGAACACAUUGACACAAUGCAAAACAUUGCCGCUUUUAGUAUUACUGGUUUUGAUGAUGUUAUUGCUGUAAGCGAUCACUUUGCUGUUACUAUACUUUCCAAAGAUGAAUCGAUCAAGUAUAGAGUUGACCUUCAAAGCACUAGUGCAUCGUAUCCUCUGACCACAAUGCAUGGUAAUACCUUUGUUGUCGCCAACAGCAAAAAUCAUAUUUACAUGGUUUAUGACAAGCAUGGAACUAACGUAGAAAAUCAUAAAAUGGCACGAUCUACUAGAAAAUCUUUCAGCCGCGCGGUAACGUAUUUGACGACUACGAGUAACGGUGACAUUGUUGCUUCAGAUUGGGGUACCAAUGCUGUUGUUGUCAUGGGAACGAAUGGUAAAGCCAAAUUUGAAUAUACCGCAAAACCCUUAAGUUAUACUAAAGAUUGGUCGCCCGGUGGUGUUUGCGUCGACAUACACGACAACAUAUUUUUAGUUGACCAAAGGCAGGGAAAUGUUACAGUGUUAAACCCAACCGGUAAAGUGGUACAUCGGCACAACACGAAGAAAGAUGGUCUUGAACGACCAGUGAAUAUUGCAACAGAUCAUAAUAGUUACAUAUAUAUUUCUGGUAAAGGAGGUCUGAUUCAUGCAUAUCUUACAGAAUAUAUUUAAAAACUAUUAACCUUACGAAUUGAAAAUAGACUAUUUUAUACUCUCAAUAUAUGCACUAGGGAUAAAAACAAAAUAAGACGUUGAAUAAAGUAGUUAACAGUUCACAUAUUCAAAUAUAUAUUAACA